UUCUCAGAAAAAUGAGUUCCAAAUGUACGUUAAUUUUGAGUUCAGUAUUACAUUUCUCUGCCUUUUCACAAGGGAGUGGUCUAAGUUUAAAUUACUACACUAAAACAUGCCCUGAUGUUGAAUAUGUUAUUGCACAAGUUGUCUGGGAAGCAACCAUGAAAGACAAAACUGUCCCAGCAGCACUGCUCAGAAUGCAUUUCCAUGACUGUUUUAUAAGGGGAUGUGAUGGUUCUGUGUUGCUGAACUCAAAACGGGGAAAUAAAGCAGAAAAGGAUGGACCUCCAAAUGUUUCACUGCAUGCAUUUUAUGUAAUUGACAGUGCAAAGAAAGCAGUUGAAGCUAUCUGCCCUGGCAUUGUCUCUUGUGCCGAUAUAUUGGCCUUAGCAGCUAGAGAUUCUGUUGUGCUGACUGAAGGGCCAACAUGGGAGGUUCCUAAAGGAAGAAAGGAUGAAAAAAUAUCACAGGCCAGGGAAACUAGACAAUUGCCAGCUCCAACCUUCAACAUUUCUCAACUUCAACAGAGCUUUUCUCAAAGAGGUCUCUCCAUGGAAGACCUUGUGGCUCUUUCAGGUGGACACACUCUAGGUUUCUCUCACUGUUCAUCCUUCCAGAAUAGGAUCCACAACUUCAACUCGACCCACGACAUCGACCCGACCCUUCAUCCAUCCUUUGCAGCAAGCUUAAAAAGCAUUUGCCCCAUCAAUAAUAAGGCAAAGAAUGCGGGCACCAAAAUGGAUCCUUCAUCGACAACUUUUGAUAACACCUACUACAAGCUAAUACUCCAGAAGAAGAGUCUGUUCUCUUCGGAUCAGGCUCUUCUCACAAUUCGAAAGACAAAAGAUUUAGUUUCAAAGUACGCAAGCUCAAAAAAAGCUUUUAACACAGCAUUCGUUAAUUCUAUGAUUAAGAUGAGCAGCAUCACAGGAGGUCAAGAGGUUAGAAAGGAUUGCAGGGUGGUAAACUGAAGUCUCUAAGCUUAUUUCAUAUAGAAUUUUGGCAUCCACCUAUGGAUAAUCCAGCAAAAUUAUCAUUUGUAUGAUUGCUUUAAUGAUAAAAUUGCCUUCUAUGGGCGUAUCACAGUAUGCACAAGCAAUAGAAUGAUAUUAUUGAUUGCAAGUUUCAAGAUCAAUAUAGUCAUAUUUGAUGGAACGAAGGCUACAGAUAUUCCUGAAAUGCUAUUACUAUGAACAAAUUUAUGUUCAAUGAAGGAAAUCUCAUCACAUGCUCUGGCUACGUUCAAAUUUAUGCAAUGACAUCAAGCCUCCUAAAAUUCCCUCUGCAACCUUGAAUAAACAAGCACUAAGAAUUUCAUGCAAUGAAUUAUAACCACUCCCAAUU
Molecule: messenger RNA, 1338 nt
Organism: Olea europaea var. sylvestris
Lineage: Eukaryota; Viridiplantae; Streptophyta; Magnoliopsida; Lamiales; Oleaceae
Product: peroxidase 64-like
Exons: 4
Coding region: 12-965 (317 amino acids)
Biological process (GO): response to oxidative stress; hydrogen peroxide catabolic process
Cellular component (GO): plasmodesma; plant-type cell wall
Molecular function (GO): peroxidase activity; heme binding
Source: RefSeq, a predicted model, not a curated record